AUGGUUUCAGCUUUGAAACAAUUAAAGCCUGAGUUAAAUGAUGAUGCUAGCUGUUUAGAAACCAACCCUGAAGAAUGGAUGCCUAUGCUGAACUUAAUCAAGACUAAAAAGAGCAAGAAAACAGAAGACACUAAGUCUGAAAUGUCAUCAACAACUGCUACCAGUACCACCUUUUCUGGCUUAAAAAGAGACUUCAGCCAUAUCAAGAUUGAAGAAUUCCAAACUGACUUCUAUCGUUCUUCUGACCAAUGGCUCGUGGGAGAUAAGAACAUCCUUGGUGAUUUCAAGAAAUUCCAGGAUGAGUCUUUAGAAAUGACCAAAAGAUGCAAGGGUACUAUGCUACUCAAGAACGAUAUUGCCGUGUUGUUGUCGCUUUCUGGAAUCUUGAUUCUUAGCAAAGAUAUUCAGCAUCCUGUGCUUAAUAACUGCUUCAACACAAUCAAAUAUUCUACUCUUGUAGAUUUGUGCUGCCAAGAGUUCUUGUAUCACUUGCCUCUCUUCCCUUUGCAGUCUUAUGUCGCAUAUUCAGCUGUUGUGCAAAAGUUACUAAACGAUGGCUAUGACUACCGCGAAGAAUUUCAAGAAGAAAUGAUGAUGAUGAAGAAGAAGGAGGGUGGACCUCAAAAAAAAAUCCUUGAUGCUCUCAUUCAUAUUGCUCCUGAGGUAGUGAAGCCCUUGAAGAAGAAAGUUAGUGAGCUAGAUCUGUGUGCAUCCUUCGUGCAACCCUUUGUCGGCCGCCUGUUACAAGAAAAGAACAACGAUCCUCAUCAGUCUGAUCGUGUUGUUGAUGAGCUGGAAGAGAUAGAUGAAAAGUGCCGUCCAGAUAUCAAAUGCUUAGUCUAUGAAGGUGAAAACUACAUCUUCACCAAUGCUUAUGGUGAGGUGAAGCCAUCAAAUAUAUAUGAUAAGCACCUCUUGAACUUUGAUCUCUACAAGCUUGCACUAUAUGGAAAAGAGAUGUUACAGAAGAGCAAUGCCAAGAACAUCCUUUGCUUCCAGAUCUGGGGUGGUGCUGGAAAAGCCUACAUAAUGAAGUUAGCAUGCAACAAUGUAUGUACAAUCACUCACUUUUGCGACUUCCGAAUUCCAGUAAAACUCAAGGACAUGGACAUGUCAUUAAAUGAUAUGAACAACCUCAUGAGAUUUGUCUAUGUGUACAAAAAGUAUUGCUUUGAAAAGCAAAGUUCAACAGAAAAAUUCUUGAUGCUACCUUCCCUCUCACUCCCAUUAGCAACGUUGUUUGAUAUUAUCUCUUCUGAAGCCAGCAAUAAGAAAAGAAAGUUCAAUGAAUAA
This is a messenger RNA of Gilbertella persicaria, 1293 nucleotides long. RefSeq lists its product as uncharacterized. The transcript has a single exon. NCBI's taxonomy places the organism in Eukaryota, Fungi, Mucoromycota, Mucoromycetes, Mucorales, Choanephoraceae. The record is from RefSeq and is a predicted model, not a curated record. Bases 1 to 1293 code for a protein of 430 amino acids.